AUGAAGGUGAAUGUUAAGAGGUCUUACGUAGUUAAACCAUCAGAGCCAACAUGGAGUGGCCUUCUCUCCUUAUCGGAGCUUGAUCAGAUCGCAACCAUGAUGCAUGUUGAAACCUCUAUUUCUACUCUACUCCUUCCACAUUAUCCCAGACGCCAUUAUCGAUACCUUGCGACUCUCUCUCAGCCAAGUCCUGGAUAUUCCCUUGUUCGUGGGCAGCUCACUAAGUUCAGAUGCGGAGGAAUUAGCCUUGGGUUUGCGAUAUCUCACGUUGUGGCUGACGGACAUGGUCUCUGCCAUUUUCUGUCGGAGUGGGCUAAUCUUGCCUCCGGGAAACCAUUGAGCUCCGCCCCUUUUCAUGACCGGAGGAGACUUCUCCGCGGGGUAGGAGAAUCAUCUUCUCCACAGGGAGGUCCUCGUCGGGUUUUCGAUCAUUCUCCUCCGCUUAUCGUUGGCCAGUCCAGCGACGAAAGCGAGAGGAUGAAGGAAACCAAAGUAUCCACGCUGAGAUUAAGUAAACCACAGAUUCAUGCACUAAAAGCUGCCGCCAACAAUGGUCGGAGUUAUAAUGCCAAACCGCGAGACUAUACCAGGUACGAGGUGAUAACCGCCCACAUAUGGAGGUGCGCAUGCAAAGCGCGAAGCCAUAAACCCCAACAGCCCACGAAUUUAUGCUUCUCUGUCGAUAUCCGCAGGCGAAUGGAGCCUCCAUUGCCAGAUUCGUAUUUCGGUAAUGCGGUCGUUGACGUGGUGAUCCAUGGCGGCGUCUCGGGGAGAUUAUCUCCGGGCCACUACAAGACGUGGCUUCUAAAAUACGUGAGGCAAUCGAUGGGACUCGAUUUUGGGUGGGGGGAAGAGAUUCAUAUGAGCCCUGGAAAUCAUGACUGUGAUGGGGACGUUUUGAUCCUUCCAGGUCCAAACGGAAUUGAUGGGACGAUGGGUCAUUGCUGGUUGCUGCAU
This is a messenger RNA of Ipomoea nil (Japanese morning glory), 957 nucleotides long. Its product is annotated as spermidine hydroxycinnamoyl transferase-like. Gene Ontology annotation, molecular function: acyltransferase activity, transferring groups other than amino-acyl groups. NCBI's taxonomy places the organism in Eukaryota, Viridiplantae, Streptophyta, Magnoliopsida, Solanales, Convolvulaceae. The transcript is spliced from 4 exons. The annotation marks the transcript as partial. The record is from RefSeq and is a predicted model, not a curated record.